AUCAUUACUUGGUUUUAUCGACUCAGUAAAGUACAUACAAUCAAAUUAUUCAGAAAUGGCUCGUUUCCUACAAAUCCUGCUCGUCGCCUGUUUGGCUUUCGCAUUCUGUGCCGCUGAAACUCCACGUUAUCGUGGACGUAAUGGACGUCUUCAACUCUCUAGGCAACGCAGCCGCUUCUUGGCACGUCAAGAAGCUGCUGAAGAAGCUGCUGUGACCCCAUAUCCUUCCAAAAAUGAACAGAUUCCAGAGAUUCCAUUCGAUGAAGCCGCCGCUGCCGAAGCACCUGAAGUGCCAGUUGAACCUGAGACACCAGCUGCACCAGAAGGUGACAUAAACGUCUCUGUGAAUGUUGACCUCCCAGCCGAACAGGAACCAGUUGAGGAAGAAGUUGAUGAAGCCGCUGUUGCUGUUGAUGCUGAGGGUGAACACGAACCAGAUCUCAUCUAUGGCCCACCAGAGGCCGAGGAUGUACCUGAUGUGAACGAAAUUACCCCCGUUGAAGAAAUCGAAGCCACCAUCGCUGAGGAAGAAGAAGAACAAGCAGCUGCUGAGGAAGCUAUCCAAUCUGAACGUUUGACUUUCGGCCGUCGCAUAAACGCACGCAAAUCUGCUCGUCCAGCUAAGUUGCGCGCCCCAGCUCGUGCUCGUGCCACCUCCGCUAAAUCGGCCAGAAUUGUUAAAGCCAAGGUUACAACCAAGGCACGCUCAGCUCGUCUGCAACAACUCCCACAACAACAGCAAUUCUUUGUUGCUCAACAAUUUGCGGCUCAACAACAGCAACAACCUAUUGUCUACUACACCGCCGGUCAACUGCAACAGUGGUAA
Messenger RNA from Zeugodacus cucurbitae (melon fly), 826 nucleotides. Its product is annotated as translation initiation factor IF-2. NCBI's taxonomy places the organism in Eukaryota, Metazoa, Arthropoda, Insecta, Diptera, Tephritidae. Bases 56 to 826 code for a protein of 256 amino acids. The transcript has a single exon. The record is from RefSeq and is a predicted model, not a curated record.